CAGACGUAGUAAGUGGUUCUAGUGGGGCCCAUUGGGUUUGGGUUUGGUAACGAGACAGGCGAGUUUGAGUUCUCAGUCGGCAGCGGGUUGUUCGUCACCAAGAGACGUGAAUUGUGGUGGUGUCAGUUGGUAAUAGGAGUCUCCGGGAUGUGGUUUGCAGCUUACAGGUUUACCCCGCGGGUGCACAGUCUGUGCCCUUUCAAUGUACUACGGAGGAGAUCUGUACCGACCUUGGUGUAUGCUGGAAGAUUUGCUUCCUCCUCUUCAGUUUCCCGUAUCACAACACACUACACAGUCCAUCCACGGGAUAAAGAUCCACGAUGGAAAGGGGUCAACAUGGAGCGAUUUGCUGAUGAAGCUGAUGUAGUGAUAGUUGGCGGAGGUCCUGCUGGCCUGUCUGCAGCAAUCCACCUUAAGCAGCUGGCUGUCAAACAUGGCAAGGAAUUACGAGUUUGUUUAGUGGAGAAAUCUGCACAGAUUGGUGGACAUAUCCUUUCAGGAGCAUGUCUAGAUCCGAAAGCUCUGGAGGAGUUGUUUCCUGAUUGGAGGGACAGAGGGGCUCCACUGAACACUCCAGUGAAGGAAGAUGUAUUUGGUAUAUUAACAGAGAAAUACAGAAUUCCUGUUCCAUUGUUACCAGGUCUUCCCAUGAGAAAUCAUGGAAAUUAUAUUGUCCGUUUGGGUCAUGUGGUGAGAUGGUUAGGUGAGCAAGCAGAAGAACUUGGUGUGGAAUUGUAUCCAGGGUAUGCAGCUUCUGAGCUAUUAUUUCAUGAAGAUGGAAGCAUUAAGGGAAUUUCUACCAAUGAUGUGGGUAUUCAUAAAGAUGGCUCACCAAAGGACAUAUUUGAAAGAGGAAUGGAACUUCAUGCUAAAGUGACAAUAUUUGGUGAGGGUUGCCAUGGACACCUUGCUAAGCAAUUAUACAAACAUUUCAAACUAAGAGAGAACUGUGAACCACAGACAUAUGGUAUAGGUUUGAAAGAGCUCUGGGUUAUUGAUGAAAAAAAAUGGAGACCUGGCAGAGUGGAACACAGUGUGGGAUGGCCCCUGGACAGGCAUACAUAUGGUGGGUCAUUCCUCUAUCAUUUAAAUGAAGGAGAACCACUGGUGGCUUUGGGCUUUGUGGUAGGUUUAGAUUAUCAAAAUCCAUACCUGAAUCCAUUUAAAGAAUUCCAAAGGUGGAAACAUCAUCCAUCAGUAUCACCAACCCUAGAGGGAGGUAAAAGGAUCGCCUAUGGAGCUCGUGCUUUAAAUGAGGGUGGUUUUCAGUCUGUACCUAGAGUCUCCUUUCCUGGAGGAGUGCUAAUUGGCUGCAGUCCAGGAUUGAUGAAUGUCCCAAAAAUAAAAGGAACACAUACUGCUAUGAAGAGUGGCAUAAUUGCUGCAGAUACUAUAUUUAAGAAAUUAUGUGAAGAUAAUCACAAACCUGUCACUCAAGGCCUUCAUGUACCUGAAUAUGAAGUGGACCUAAAAAACUCCUGGGUUUGGAAGGAACUUUAUUCUGUGAGAAAUAUCCGACCCUCUUGCCAUGGACUUUUGGGUGUUUAUGGAGGAAUGAUUUAUACUGGGAUAUUUUAUUGGAUCUUUCGAGGAUUGGAGCCUUGGACACUGAAACACAAAGGUGCAGAUUUUUCUCAGUUAAAGCCAGCCAAGGACUGCACUGUUAUUGAAUACCCCAAGCCAGAUGGAAAAAUCAGCUUUGACCUUCUGUCCUCUGUGGCCCUUAGUGGAACCAAUCAUGAAGAUGAUCAACCAGCACAUUUAACCCUAUUGGAUGAUAGUAUACCAGUAAACAGGAACUUGGCUGAGUUCGAUGGACCAGAACAAAGAUUCUGUCCUGCAGGUGUUUAUGAGUAUGUUCCUUUGGAAAGUGGUAAUGGAAUGAGAUUGCAGAUUAAUGCUCAGAAUUGCGUUCACUGCAAGACUUGUGAUAUUAAGGAUCCCAGCCAGAAUAUCAACUGGGUGGUACCAGAAGGAGGUGGUGGACCAGCUUAUAAUGGAAUGUGAACAAUCAACUGAUUCAGCAGUGUAGCUACAGUAUUAUGUUGUGAGAUAUUGUAUAUUAAUAGAAUUGUUAGAUCAGGACUCAAUUAUCAUAUUAAUUGUUCAAAUGUAAAGUUGAAGAGUUACAUUUUUCUGAUUAAUAUUAUAUGUUUCAUUCUGGUUUCACUAAACAUUGCUUUUCUUUCUUCUACUAAAUACAUUGGGAUCAUUGGUUAUCUCAGGAGCAGUGGCGGUUAAACAGACAAAAUUAUGCCUGUAUUUAUUCUUUAAUCUUGCUGCUUCAGUUGUCUCUUUGCCAAAAUCAUCUGAUCACUGUCAAUCAGUACCACAAAAAUGUUAAACUUUUAAUUUUAGUUUACCAACCUUAAUAGUACAUUGAAUGAUAUUUUUGAACGAAAUAAUUGCAAAUUGAAAUUAAGUUUAUCUGUGUUGGCUGAAAUUGCUUUGUAUAUUUAUCAACAAUUAGUGCAGUGGACUGCUUGUUUAUUACUUGAAAAAUCUUACAGAUCAAGUGCUACCAUAAAACUACUUCAACACUACAUCCAGACGAACCAAUGAAAAAACACAAAAAAGCAACGCACACAAAAUGCUGCUGAACUCUGCAGGUCGGGCAGCAUCUAUGGAAAAGAGUACAGUUGAUGUUUCAGGUGGAAACCCAUCCUGCUGAAGGGUCUCAGCCCGUAACUGCUUUCCACAGAUGCUGCCUGACCUGCUGAGUUCCUGCAGUAUUUUGUGUGUAUUGCUUGGAUUUCCAGCAUCUGCAGAUUUUCUCUUGUUUGUGGAAAAUGAGAAUAAAAACUGACUUGAAAACAGUUCCAUUGUGCCUUUUCCCAAAGUGCUGCAUUUCAAAUACGUACCAGAUUACUAAAUUAUCUGUACAUUUGAUAAGCAGAUUUCUACAUUAAUAUAUUGCCAGCAAUAAUUUUGUUUAGCAAAAGUAUUUUAAUUUAAAAUGUGAAGUAUUUAAUCCAGUUCAAAAAUUCUUAUUGUUAGAAGAUGAGGGUAGUAAGACAUUUUAGUCAGUACUCCUGUGUAAUAAUUAUUGUAGUAUUGUAUGCAGAGAACACACAAUUAAAGUAAUUGGUUAAAUAUUGUUUCA
This is a messenger RNA of Mobula hypostoma (lesser devil ray), 3103 nucleotides long. It is a transcript of the gene etfdh, whose product is annotated as electron transfer flavoprotein dehydrogenase. The record is from RefSeq and is a predicted model, not a curated record. Bases 148 to 2007 code for a protein of 619 amino acids. NCBI's taxonomy places the organism in Eukaryota, Metazoa, Chordata, Chondrichthyes, Myliobatiformes, Myliobatidae. Gene Ontology annotation, molecular function: iron-sulfur cluster binding; electron-transferring-flavoprotein dehydrogenase activity. Gene Ontology annotation, biological process: electron transport chain. The transcript is spliced from 13 exons. Gene Ontology annotation, cellular component: mitochondrial inner membrane.